Molecule: messenger RNA, 831 nt
Organism: Panthera uncia (snow leopard)
Lineage: Eukaryota; Metazoa; Chordata; Mammalia; Carnivora; Felidae
Gene: DUXB
Product: double homeobox B
Molecular function (GO): DNA binding
Source: RefSeq, a predicted model, not a curated record
AUGGGCAGACUACAAAAAGAAACCUGGCAAGGCAGGACUGUUUACAACCAGAGUCAAAAGGAUAUCCUCCAAGGGGGGCCUGGGUGGCUCACAUCGUUUGAACAAAACCCUUACGCUGAUAAAGCUACCAGGAAACAAUGGGGCAAGGAAAUUGGCAUUCCAGAGUGUAAAAUUCACAUAAGCAUUAGGUUUCUAUUUCAUGAUCUGUCAGAAUACUUACCAAAAGCAGCCAGAGAAGACUGGACAUCCAUCACAGGACCUCAAUCACAUAUCCUACUUUAAGCUUUUGAGAGGAACCAAUUCCCUGAUAUUACAACCAGGAAAAAACUGGCUAAAAUAAGAGACAUUCAGGAAUCAAGAAUUCAUGUAAGUUCUGUCUAUGGCACCAAAUAUGUUCUACCUGUAAGUGAUGUUAUAUUACCCUCUGAUGGGCUGCUGAAAAAGAACCAAACAUUUCUACCUGCUCCUCUCCCAUCCCAGGAGUCCUGUCUCUUGUGUGAACCAAGGACCAAGCGUCAUGAUGGUACAGCCCAUAAAGACUAUGCAGAGAGAAUUCUCUACUCUCCUCGGAAUUACCAGCCAAUACCAUCAACUCUGCGAGUCUCAGAUACUCAGGCUCCUUUCUGGCCGCCAAAGCAAGAAAAGUGCCAGAAUCACAAAGAAUUGAAGCACACAGAAGUACUACAGUUGAAGAACUACUCUCAGCCUCAUCCUGAGCACCAAAACCACCAACUGCAGGAUCUGGGGCAGGUAGACAUUAUUCUGCAAUGGUGGGAUGAAAUCUGCCAGACUCUGAUUGCGAAGUGGGAUCCUGGAGGAGGGACACACUGA